Molecule: messenger RNA, 867 nt
Organism: Ricinus communis (castor bean)
Lineage: Eukaryota; Viridiplantae; Streptophyta; Magnoliopsida; Malpighiales; Euphorbiaceae
Exons: 4
Coding region: 1-867 (288 amino acids)
Biological process (GO): DNA integration
Molecular function (GO): nucleic acid binding
Source: RefSeq, a predicted model, not a curated record
AUGACUUAUCAGCAAAAGAAGAAAUUCUUUGCUAAUUUGAAAUACUUCAUUUGGGAAGACCCCUUCCUAUAUCGAGUGUGUACAGACCAGGUCAUUCGCCGAUGUGUUUAUGGCGAAGAGAAUCUCCAGAUUUUGAGGCACUGUCAUGAAGGGUCCGUAGGAGGCCAUCAAGCGACAAACCAUACUGCUAGGAAGGUGUUGGAUGCAGGACCCUUCCCUUCUUCCUAUGGCAAUAAGUAUAUUCUUGUGGUUGUUGAGUAUUUCUCCAAGUGGCUUGAGGCACAGGCUUUACCUACUGAUGAUGCUAGAGUUGUUUGCAGGUUCCUUAAGAAGUUAUUUGCUAGAUUUGGCACACCUAGAGCAUUAAUUAGUGACAAGGGAAUAGAUUUCUGCAACGCUCAAUUGGAGAAGGCACUCAGACGCUAUGGUGUGACACAGCGGUUCUCUACUCCCUAUCACCCACAGACCAAUGGGCAAGCUGAGUUUACUAAUAGGGGUUUAAAAUGCAUUUUAGAGAGAACUGCAGGUAUGAGUAGGAAGGAUUGGGCUUUGAGACUGGAUGAUGCAUUAUGGGCAUUUAGGACUGCAUAUAAGACUUCCAUAGGUAAGGAGAGACAAUGGCAGCUUAGUGAAUUGAGUGGCAUCAACAGGCGUAUGAAAACUCUUCAAUUUACAAGGCUAGGACGAAGAAGUGGCAUGAUCAGAGGCUCAGAGGUUCCAAGGAGUUUCAGAUUGGAGAUAGAGUAUUGCUAUAUAACUCACGUUUUGUUUCUUUUCACGGAAGCUCAAGAGUCGAUGGUUGGGGCCAUUCAUGGUAAAGCAGGUUUUCCUGUUUUCGGAGAGUUUCAGAGCUGGAAACGGGCUUGA